Messenger RNA from Jaminaea rosea, 1397 nucleotides. RefSeq lists its product as hypothetical. Lineage: Eukaryota; Fungi; Basidiomycota; Exobasidiomycetes; Microstromatales. The record is from RefSeq and is a predicted model, not a curated record. The coding region runs from base 315 to 1355 and encodes 346 amino acids. The transcript has 4 exons.
GUUGACGGCAGGUCCCGGCUGCCCUUUGUGAAUGCCAUGGAUAUAGGUCCCUUCAUCUGCUCAGGAGUAUCUCUUCAGGCUGCGUUUGGUCGCACGAGCCCAUGUCGUCAGCAGGAUUGGCGGAGCUCGCAGCUUGCUGUCGGUGGGAGCGGCAAUCGGGAUGGGUUACGUCGUUGACCCUUUUGCCGCCCAGGGACGACGUCGUUUUCGAGCCUAAGCGUGGAGGUGCAAUGAGCAUUGCAGGCUUCAUCCAACGAAUCCUUCGCUCUUGGUUGUGAUCUCUUCCACUACUGACAUCCCGGUCCUCAGCCACCAUGGUCACCACAAUGAGCUCGCAAAGCCAGAGCCGCCGCUCUUCUCUGGGAUCGGCCAACGGCGAGUUUAGCUCGUCUGAACAAAACCCCAACUACUUCGACACGGCAGAGGUCUGGCAGCGAUAUCACGAUGUGCGACCGGAGUAUCCCGACGAGCUCUUUGAGCUCAUCUUCGCGUACCACGCAAAGCAGUCGAAGAGCUUUGAGCUCGCUGCUGACUUUGGCUCUGGGCCGGGGACCAUCGUGCCAAGUCUAUUGUCCCGAUUUGAGCGGGUUGAAGCAAGUGAUCUCAAUCGAUGGCAAGUCGAUACAGGCCGUCGACUACUUCAAGAGCGCUACGGCAAGGAUCGCGUUGCCUUCCACCACGGUGCUGCAGGCGAGUGCGAUUGGCUGAAGGACGACUCAGCCGACCUCUUCAUUGCCGCCGAAGCUGCUCAAUGGUUCGAUAUGGAAGCUUGGGGCAAAGAGGCAGGGGACAAGCUGCGACCAGGCGGUACUCUCGCCAUGAUUUACUACGGCUGCAACGCAACCAUCAUUGACCCUCCAGAGGCGGCGCCUUUCUGCAAUAAGCUCUUCAGCAUUCUCUUCGAGACGACGUGGGCCCAGAUCGGCUUCCCCAAGAACGCGCUCCUUCCUCACGUCACCAAGUUCGAUAGCGUCGGAGUAUCAGAGUCGUUCUUCGACAAGAGCAAGGAAGAGCGACACAAGUGGAAGCUCCCAGAGGCUGUUGGUGGCCCGUGGGGCUUGGGUGAGAAUGCUCCGUCCUCACGAGCACUCUUUGAGGAGGUGCCCGACGCAAGUCAAGGAGCUCAGCAAUUUGAAUACGGCGGUGAGGAAGGUAAGUGCUUGUUGCAGCGCAAGGGAUGGACAACCGACGACCUGAUGGAAUACAUCAAAUCCCUCGGCAUGCCGAUGCAAAACUUGACUGAAUCGCCCGAGUACCAGGCCACGCUCGAUGCUCUACACAAGGCCGUCGGUGGGCCCAAGGGGACUUUCACCGCUGGCUGGUGGCUCAGUCUCGUCUUGGCUACCCGCAAGUGAGCAGGUGGUGCCUGUUGGCCAUGCCAAUGUCCUACCUCUCUC